CAGUUCAAAGCACUCGCGCGUUCUGGGGAUUGUACUUGAAGACUCAAAAGGAGCACUUUACCGUUUCACCCUGCAGCGUUGAAAGAAAGACUUCAACCAUCUGACUUCUUUUUUUUUGGUUUCUUUCGAGAGCGGAUCCCGCUUGCAGAAAACAGACAUUCAAGGACUCUUUCAUUGGCUCGUGCGUAAAGACACUUGCUCUCCCAAUCUGUUUUACGCACAGGAGCUAGAAAAAAAAUCCGCUCCCGUUUUUGCCCUUUUUUUGAAAAACUUGCAUCAAACUCAUCCUGGCAACUUAAAGUUAAUUUAGAGGCUUUUACUCUCGCGGGAAAGCAGACAUUACCCACCCGUUUCACGCGUAAUUUGGCACCAAACGGUUGUUCGUAUGAAUCUCCUCGACCCUUACCUGAAGAUGACGGAGGAACAAGACAAGUGUCUCUCUGACGCCCCGAGCCCGAGCAUGUCCGAGGACUCCGCGGGCUCCCCGUGCCCGUCCGGCUCGGGCUCGGACACCGAGAACACCCGGCCGUCGGAGAACGGGCUGCUCAGAGCGGACGGAGAAUUCAAGAAGGACGAGGAAGAUAAGUUCCCCGCGUGCAUCCGCGAGGCUGUGUCCCAGGUGCUCAAAGGUUACGACUGGACCCUCGUCCCUAUGCCGGUGCGCGUUAACGGAUCCUCUAAGAACAAGCCUCACGUUAAGAGACCGAUGAAUGCGUUCAUGGUGUGGGCUCAGGCUGCGCGGAGGAAGCUGGCGGAUCAAUACCCACACCUGCAUAACGCGGAGCUCAGCAAAACUCUGGGGAAACUUUGGAGACUUCUCAAUGAGGGAGAGAAGCGACCGUUUGUGGAGGAGGCUGAGCGGCUCCGCGUGCAGCACAAGAAGGAUCACCCUGACUAUAAAUACCAGCCCAGGCGGAGGAAGGCGGUGAAAAACGGACAGAGCGAGUCGGAGGACGGCAGCGAGCAGACCCACAUUUCCCCCAAUGCCAUCUUCAAAGCCCUUCAGCAGGCGGACUCUCCCGCCUCCAGCAUGGGAGAGGUGCACUCUCCUAGCGAGCACUCAGGCUCCCAGGGCCCCCCUACUCCUCCCACUACCCCAAAGACUGAUGUCAGCUCAGGCAAGAUGGACCUUAAGCGGGAAGGUGGCCUUCGCUCUCUGCCCGACGGCCCCGGCGGGCGUCAGCUCAACAUCGACUUCCGUGAUGUUGACAUCGGGGAGCUGAGCAGUGAUGUCAUAUCCCACAUUGAGACCUUUGACGUCAACGAGUUUGACCAGUACCUGCCGCCUAACGGCCACCCUGGCUCCGCAGCUGGUCCGGGCAACACCACGCCCGUCAGCUACACCGCCAGCUACAGCAUCAGCAGCGGCGGCGCCCCGGUGAGCCCGCAGGCGGGAGGCAUCGCAGCCUGGAUGGCGAAAAGCCAGAACCAGCAGGGGCAGCAGCAGCUCACCCUGACCACCCUGGGCAGCGGCGGCAGCGGCAGCAGCAGCUCAGAGGCGGCUCAGGCCCAGCACAGGACCCAGAUCAAGACAGAGCAGCUGAGCCCCAGUCACUACAGCGAGCAGCAGGGCUCCCCGCAGCACGUCGCCUUCAGCCCCUUCAACCUGCAGCACUACAGCCCCUCCUCCUCCUACCCCGUCAUCUCCAGGGCGCAGCAGUACGACUACUCCGACCACCAGGUGGGGAGCACGGCCGCCGCCUCCUAUUACAGCCACGCGGGGGCGGGGGCGGGGCAAGGCUCUGGGCUCUUCUCGACUUUCAGCUACAGCCAGAGGCCCAUGUACACGCCAAUAGCCGACAACUCGGGGGUGCCCUCCAUCCCCCAGAGCAGCCCGCAGCACUGGGAGCAGGCUCCGGUUUACACCCAGCUCACGAGACCCUGAGCUGCCCUGCAGACUGAGAGACUCACAAGCACAAUGCGAUGUACAGCUGCACACAUUAACACACACACACACACACACACACACACACACACACACACACACACUUUCUCCAAAACACUUUACUCCAGGGAGAGCUCUGCCUCCAGAGCGACUCCCUGAAUCAGACACUUGAAAUGGAAGAAAGGGAGAGCUGGACUUGUGAUUGGCUCACGCCGUGCCUUGCUAUUGUAUCUUGAUAGAAACUAUAUAUAUUUUUAGAGAGAUGAAGAAACCUAGGAAAAUCCUCUGUGAGGACUUAUUGAUUGUUGAUAUUUCAGUAGGUACUGUGUAUGUUUCUUUUUGUGUGUUGUUUUUUUUUCUUUACACGCUGGCAGUUUGUAACCCACACGGGUGGGAUUGGGUGGGUUCAGGUCAUUAUUUGUACCUAUAAGCAUUACACAAAAAAGCUUUAUAUUUGAAACCGUCCAGCACCUAACCUCCCACGGUUAUGCAGAAUGUGUUUCUCUUUAAGAUUGAACUUUGCUUUUUUUUUUGUUGCUUCUCCUUUUCGUUGCCAUUCAGCAAGUAUGGUUUGUGUUUCAGCUGUUUAUUUGUUUUCACGACUUAUGUGUCAUGAUCAUUGAAAAGCUGUUAGGCAAUACAGAGCAAGAGGGGGGAAAGUGUGUUUCACAAUGCUGUGUUGACGGGAGGGGGGGGGGUUGGAGCCCUUUUUCACCAUCCGUGCCUUGUAUUU
Labrus mixtus (cuckoo wrasse) is the source of this 2618-nucleotide messenger RNA. Its product is annotated as transcription factor Sox-9-A-like. Lineage: Eukaryota; Metazoa; Chordata; Actinopteri; Labriformes; Labridae. Gene Ontology annotation, molecular function: DNA-binding transcription factor activity, RNA polymerase II-specific; RNA polymerase II cis-regulatory region sequence-specific DNA binding. The transcript has 3 exons. The coding region runs from base 386 to 1885 and encodes 499 amino acids. Gene Ontology annotation, cellular component: nucleus. The record is from RefSeq and is a predicted model, not a curated record. Gene Ontology annotation, biological process: oligodendrocyte differentiation; positive regulation of chondrocyte differentiation; morphogenesis of an epithelium.